UCUGUUCAGAAAUCCAGAUAACAAGAAGUAUUUGGCCACAGUUUUGGCCAGGACACCAGGGGCAUCAGAACAGGUGAAUAAAAAAGAUGCUAAUGUUUGACCCAGUCCCUAUCAAGCAAGAAGCCAUGGAGCCUGUUUCAGUGUCAUACCCGUCCAAUUACAUGGACCACAUGAAGCCAAACAAGUACAGCGUCAUUUAUUCUACACCAAGUAUGUUGCACAAUAAAUUCUACUCAAACCCCGAAGGACUAUCAAAUGGAAUCCAGAUGGAGCCAGUAGACCUUACGGUGAACAAACGGAGCUCACCAUCUUCAACUGGAAGUUCUCCUUCCCCCCUGAAAUUUCAGACUGUGCAUAGGAGAACUUCACCUGGAUUGACUCUGUCCUCACCCAGCUCACCUCUCAGUAAAUUCACACCGUCACCCCCAGGAGUACAGCCUAUCUCCAUGCCAAUAACAAUCCCACCUGUAAUGGCCGCUGCUCUUUCACGCCACGGACUGAGAAGCCCUGGAAUACUCCCGGUUAUACAGCCUGUUGUGGUCCAGCCGGUUCCUUUUAUGUAUGCUCCCCAUCUUCAGCAGCCCAUCAUGGUGUCCACAGUUCUUGCAGAUGAGAUGGAAACUCCUAGUAGCAUGCAAGUGCCUGUCAUUGAGUCUUAUGAGAAGCCUACACUGAAGAAAACAAUCAAAGUAGAGCCAGGAAGUGAACCAUCGAAGACUGACUUCUAUCCUGAACAAAUGUCACCUCCAGUGAUGACCUCAUUGUCUCCCCAGCAAGUAAUGUUGCAAGAGAAUCACCCUUCAGUUAUAGUUCAGCCAGGAAAGAGACCUUUACCUGUGGAAUCUCCGGACACGCAAAGAAAACGCAGAAUACAUCGAUGUGAUUAUGAAGGCUGCAACAAAGUCUACACUAAAAGCUCCCAUCUGAAAGCUCACAGAAGAACCCAUACAGGUGAAAAACCAUACAAAUGCACUUGGGAGGGAUGCACAUGGAAGUUUGCUCGUUCUGAUGAACUAACGCGGCAUUUCCGCAAGCAUACAGGAAUCAAACCUUUUCAGUGCCCAGACUGUGACCGUAGCUUUUCACGUUCAGACCAUCUUGCUCUUCACAGAAAACGCCACAUGCUAGUCUGAAUGUCUUCUGUCCCCGACCUCUGUCACACUUUUUUUUUUUUUCACACAUGCAUUUUAAUUUGGAUUCAGCUGGUCUGAAUCUCUGAGUUUAUACCAUUAAAAGCUUACGUAUGGUCAGUAACAGAUGUUAUCUAACCCUUCUAUGUCCUUGCCACGGGUCAGACCUAAAGAAUGUGAACGCUUUUUUUUUUUUUUCUCCGGGGGAUGCUAAGCAAACCCUUUCUACAGACAGUAUGUUUAAUGUAUUCCAUUGUGAAUAAGGGAAUUUGUAAACUAAAAGCUCUUGUUGGUUUCCUCAUAUAAGCAACCCAGCAUAUACUGAUAAAGUAGUAAAUGUUCCUGAAUAUCCAAAA
Molecule: messenger RNA, 1486 nt
Organism: Nipponia nippon (crested ibis)
Lineage: Eukaryota; Metazoa; Chordata; Aves; Pelecaniformes; Threskiornithidae
Source: RefSeq, a predicted model, not a curated record